Molecule: messenger RNA, 1917 nt
Organism: Pseudophryne corroboree (corroboree frog)
Lineage: Eukaryota; Metazoa; Chordata; Amphibia; Anura; Myobatrachidae
Exons: 1
Coding region: 1-1917 (638 amino acids)
Source: RefSeq, a predicted model, not a curated record
AUGCAGAAAUCGUGCAUACAGUUUUACCUGACAGAUAAACACCCAAGUCUCAGCGCCCCUGCCUAUCCUGCAUAUUACCUGACAGAUAAACCCCCAGGUGUUCGCUCCCCUGCCUAUCCUGCAUAUUACCUGGCAGAUAAACCCCCAAGUCUUGGCACGCCUGCCUAUCCUCCAUAUUACCUGACAGAUAAACCCCCAGGUGUCGGCGCCUCUGCCUAUCCUGCAUAUUACCUGACAGAUAAACCCUCAAGUCUCAGCGCCCCUGCCUAUCCUGCAUUUUACCUGACAGAUAAACCCCCAAGUCUCAGCGCCCCUGCCUUUCCUGCAUAUUACCUGACAGAUAAACCCCCAGGUCUCUGCGCCCCUGCCUAUCCUGCAUAUUACCUGACAGAUAAACCCUCAAGUCUCUGCGCCCCUGCCUAUCCUGCAUAUUACCUGACAGAUAAACCCUCAAGUCUCAGCGCCCCUGCCUAUCCUGCAUAUUACCUGACAGAUAAACCCCCAGGUGUCAGCACCUCUGCCUAUCCUGCAUAUUACCUGACAGAUAAACCCCCAAGUCUCAGCGCCCCUGCCUAUCCUGCAUAUUACCUGACAGAUAAACCCCCAGGUGUCAGCACCUCUGCCUAUCCUGCAUAUUACCUGACAGAUAAACCCUCAAGUCUCAGCGCCCCUGCCUAUCCUGCAUUUUACCUGACAGAUAAACCCCCAAGUCUCAGCGCCCCUGCCUAUCCUGCAUAUUACCUGACAGAUAAACCCCCAGGUCUCUGCGCCCCUGCCUAUCCUGCAUAUUACCUGACAGAUAAACCCCCAGGUGUCAGCACCUCUGCCUAUCCUGCAUAUUACCUGACAGAUAAACCCCCAGGUCUCAGCGCCCCUGCCUAUCCUGCAUAUUACCUGACAGAUAAACCCCCAGGUCUCUGCGCCCCUGCCUAUCCUGCAUAUUACCUGACAGAUAAACCCCCAGGUCUCUGCGCCCCUGCCUAUCCUGCAUAUUACCUGACAGAUAAACCCCCAAGUCUCAGCGCCCCUGCCUAUCCUGCAUAUUACCUGACAGAUAAACCCCCAGGUGUCAGCACCUCUGCCUAUCCUGCAUAUUACCUGACAGAUAAACCCUCAAGUCUCUGCGCCCGUGCCUAUCCUGCAUAUUACCUGACAGAUAACCCCCCAGGUCUCUGCGCCCCUGCCUAUCCUGCAUAUUACCUGACAGAUAAACCCCCAGGUCUCUGCGCCCCUGCCUAUCCUGCAUAUUACCUGACAGAUAAACCCCCAGGUCUCAGCGCCCCUGCCUAUCCUGCAUAUUACCUGACAGAUAAACCCUCAAGUCUCAGCGCCCCUGCCUAUCCUGCAUAUUACCUGACAGAUAAACCCCCAGGUCUCUGCGCCCCUGCCUAUCCUGCAUAUUACCUGACAGAUAAACCCCCAGGUGUCAGCACCUCUGCCUAUCCUGCAUAUUACCUGACAGAUAAACCCCCAGGUCUCAGCGCCCCUGCCUAUCCUGCAUAUUACCUGACAGAUAAACCCCCAGGUCUCUGCGCCCCUGCCUAUCCUGCAUAUUACCUGACAGAUAAACCCCCAGGUCUCUGCGCCCCUGCCUAUCCUGCAUAUUACCUGACAGAUAAACCCCCAGGUCUCAGCGCCCCUGCCUAUCCUGCAUAUUACCUGACAGAUAAACCCUCAAGUCUCAGCGCCCCUGCCUAUCCUGCAUAUUACCUGACAGAUAAACCCCCAGGUCUCUGCGCCCCUGCCUAUCCUGCAUUUUACCUGACAGAUAAACCCUCAAGUCUCUGCGCCCCUGCCUAUCCUGCAUAUUACCUGACAGAUAAACCCCCAGGUGUUGGCGCCCCUGCCUAUCCUGCAUUUUACCUGACAGAGAAACCCCCAGGUCUCAGCGCCCCUGCCCCUGCCUAUCCUCCAUAG